Messenger RNA from Durusdinium trenchii, 2912 nucleotides. The record is from the annotation of a GenBank genome assembly. Lineage: Eukaryota; Dinophyceae; Suessiales; Symbiodiniaceae.
CAAAUACUAACUGUAAUUUUGACCGCCAGUCAAGUCGCUUUGACCAUAGCCAUGGCGGAAGAUUCGCUUGCUAUUUUACCCCGGAGCAUGGGGCAACAAGCAAACGCUGGCCAGAAGAAGAAGGCCGCUCCUCGAAAGUUCAUCCCGUCACAAAAGGGAGCUUUGAUCACUGAAAACCCAUUAGAAGAGGAGUGUCCGUACACCUUCUCGGACAGCCCUGCUUACCUUCGACAAAAAAAGGAGGAGGAAGAAGUGAAGCGAGCAGCGGAGCUGGAGGGGAAGGAAGAAACUCGGGGUUUCUUGCGGAGCGUGGAGGAACUGGCUCACAAGCAACGGUGGGAUGAAGCCUUUCAGGUGUUGGAGAAGAGAACGGCAGUGCCCAGUGGUCUUUUCCUCGUUACACGUGCGCUUCUCCGAUGGAAGUUCUACCACUACAGCUCCGCAUUGAGGGAUGCGGAAGAGGCACUAAAGAAAUAUGGCAGCUCCAACAAGGCAGGACCCUUAGCAGCAGCCCUUGCUGCAUUUGCACGACUCUGCUUGGGCUCAGAAGUGCAAGACAAGGGCUCUUGUUCCAAAGAGUUACGCCCUUUGUUGGAAGCAUGGGAGCAGGCAGAGCGCACGGCACUGACAAGGCACACACUUGGUCAGGGCCUUUUCAAGCCACGAAAAGCAGAACGCCUGUCGGAGCCUGGAUGCGUCGAUGGUAUGCAGGCAGAAGACGGAACCUAUCCAGCUGGUGGCGUCAGAAUAGGGUAUGUUUUGCUGAAGAACCAGAAGGAUCCCAACGCACCUGUAAUCCUUCACUUUCAUGGCAGUGGUGAGAUAGCAGCCGACUAUUUGCUGCCACAGCUGGCAGAAAAGUACCGGGACCUCCCCGCACAUUUGCUCGUGGCUGACUACAGAGGAUACGGCUGGUCAGGGGGAGAACCGUCGCUGGCGACUUUCCUGAAAGACGCAGAGCCACUGGCAGAAAAGCUGCCCGAGCUCUUUGUGCAGCAUGGGCUGUCGUGGCCAUACCCCGGCGGCUUGAUACUCUCAGGGAGAUCCAUCGGGGCACAGGUGGCGGUGCACUUGGCAGUGCUGUUUCCAUCGCUUUUCAGGGCAAUGGUUCUAGACUCUGCUGUAGCCACUUCUGCAACUGGUGACCGCUUGGGAGAGGCAAGGCUGGAAGUCUUGAAGCAGUGGCGCAAGGAGCUUGAAAAUGCAAACUUGGAGGUUCUGCAGCCGUUAGAUGCAGAGCUGUGGACCUUGGGUGCAUUAGACAAGAUUCGUGCAUUCAAUGGCCAGCUGCUGCUUCUCCACGGUCUCGAAGAUGACUUCGUACCGUACGAAGGGAGUGAAAGCCUCCAUGCAGCAACAUCAUCACGGCAGAAAGAGCUUGUGCUCGUGAAGGAUGCAAGCCACAACAACAUUGGCCAUCAUCCAGAAUAUUGGAAUGCCUUGCAACGGUUUGCUCUGAAGGUUCAGCUUGACAGUGCUCUUCCGUCAGUUGGUCCAGUUGUCGAGCAUUUGUGUGCAGUUUGUGCUCAAAAAGCAGACUCAAAAUGCGGCAGAUGUCAAAAAGUAUGGUAUUGCUCGAGAUCACAUCAGGCUGAGCAUUGGAAGAGUCACAAGUUAAAAUGUAGUGGUGCGGAACCAGCACCAAAGGCUGCCAAAGAAGCAGAGGCAUUUCUGGUCAUGCUGGUUUGUGCCGAAAUCUCAAGUGCAUGCUUGGCCUCCUUGACGAGCACGUUGAUGAGUACGCUGAUACAGGAACAUGUCGCCGGUGUCUAUGUGAGUUGGCACGCAGACACUCCUGAACUUGCCAGGGAGGUGGAAGCAAAGCUGACUGCGACCCGGGGUAAAAACUCCAAGACAGUCAUGUGGCUGGAGUCUAGGGUCAAGAAGCCGUUCUUCGAGCAUGCGAAGGCAGCAGCGGCAUUGAUGGCCAGUUCUGAUAUGUCACAGGCCUGGGUUUCUUUGAUGAGACCUGGACACAUAUGGAGUUCCAGGUUUUCUUCCUUGGUGAUCUCAACACUGCGGCGAGCGGCUGCUGAUUCUCGUGUGAUCGCAGUGCGAUGCGACAAAUGCGCCAGGCCAACAAGCUUGACCACUUGCUCAACUUCGGAGGAGGUGGACUCUGCGCUUGCUUCGGGCUCUGUCAAAAUAUUGGAGGCAUCAGAGGAGGAUGUGAAUUCUCUCCUGAUCCAUGCAAAAACGUUGCAGGCUUUCCUGGAGAUGACCCCACAGCUCACUUUGCAACACCGUAUGUGUGCGUACCGCUACGUGCACAAGAUGAACAACACCUUUGGCAAGAAGGUGAUGGCUUUUGCCCCUCCAGAAGGUGAUUGGGCCCGCUUUGAAAAUGUGGAUCCAACCAUUGAGGACGAGCUGGAAGAGAGUGACAUCCAGCGCGGACAGGACCUGGUGAGAAACUCUUCCCAAAGGUUCAACAAAGUGAACGGUGACCAGUCAGACAAACAGGAGCUGCCAAGCAGGUUAAAGGAUCCAGACGAAGCAGCCAAGAUGAUCCAUGGCAUGAGGACUUCAAUCAGUCGCAGGGUGGUUCUGAGAGCUGGCGAAACUCUUGACCUCAAGGAACUUCGCGAGCUCUCUCUGGAUAUUGUCACAAAUGCCAUAGAGACUGCUGGCUUAGAUCAGGUCAUAGGCAUCCAGAGCUGGGUUCGGCAGACGGCAAGUGAGUUGGCACAGGCUGCCGCAGAAAAGUUUGAUGUCAAGAUACGCGAGAAAUAAGUUCGCCCAGAGCUGCUUGUGACGCAUGCACCAGACGUGCCUCACAUCUUUUAAGACACAAUCUUUAAGGGCCUUACGCCUGCUUAAGCCUCUCACAAAGGACCGCCAAUCGGCCUUUGUGCAGUGGACGGUAUGACCGUCGUUGCCAUGAAAGGCAUAGGGCAUAGUGCGCGAAGAAA